AUGUAUAUCAAACAGAUUACGAUUCAAGGGUUCAAAUCCUACAAGGAUCAGCUCACUUUUGCACCUUUCAGUCCCAAACACAAUGUCAUUGUGGGCAGAAAUGGUUCAGGAAAGAGUAACUUCUUUUCAGCUAUCCGCUUUGUGCUCGGUGACAGCUUCCAGAGCCUCAACAAGGAAGAAAGACAAGCUUUAUUGCAUGAAGGCACUGGUUCAGCAACCAUUUCAGCGUAUGUGGAAAUAGUGUUUGACAACUCGGAUAAUCGAUUCCCAACUGGAAACAACGAGGUGGUUUUGCGACGAAGCAUUGGCUUGACCCUUGACGAGUACUCUUUGGACAAGAAAAGCGUCUUGAAAUCGGAUGUCAUGAACUUGCUUGAGAGUGCUGGUUUUUCACGUUCCAAUCCCUAUUACAUUGUUCCUCAGGGCAGAAUCAACGCAUUGACAGUCGCCAAGGAUGAAGAUCGACUUAAGUUGCUCAAGGAAAUUGCGGGCACUCACGUGUACGAGCAAAAGCGUAGUGAAAGUAACAAGAUCAUGGAGGAAACAGAGGCGAAGCUUACCAAGAUCAAUGAGGUGUUGGAUUAUAUCAAGGAGCGUUUGACUGAAUUGGAAGAAGAAAAAGAGGAAUUGUCGCAAUACCAGACAUUGGAUCGUUCACGUCGCUCAUUGGAAUACACCAUUUAUAUGCGUGAACAAGUGGAGACCAAUGAGAAGCUUGAAGAAGUGGACACGCAUCGACGACGCGAUUUGACCAACAGCGAGAAUAAGCGCCAAGAAUACCUUGACAAUGAGAAAAACAUGACCAGUUUGGAAUCAUCUGUGCGUGAUCUCAAGCAAUCUUUGAAGUUUUUGGAAGAUGAAAAGAGCGAGUUGCAAGAAGAACGGGAAUCCAUUGUCAAGGCAAAGGCCAAAUUGGAGCUCUUGAUCAAGGAUCUCGAAUACGGUGAAAUGACAGAAAUCGAAUACCAGAACAAGUUGGCGUCUAACCUUCGAAGCAUCGACCACGAGAUUGCUCAAGUGGAAAAGAACAUUGCCGAUUUGACUCCACGCUUUGAAGAAUUACGUGCAACCGAUACUCAGGCACGCCAAGCCCUUCGAUCAUUGCAGGCCCAACAACAAAGCAUUCAUGCCCGGCAAGCACGCCUCUCUCGUUUCAGCAGCAAAGCAGAGCGUGAUGAGUGGUUACAAACCCAAAUCAAUGACUUGAAUGCCAACUUGACCGUUCGCAAUAAUCAGCUUGGCAUCUUGGAGGAGGAAAAGAAGACUGCCGAAGAACAAGUGUCACAGCGCGUGAAAAAGAUCCAAGCCGUCCGAGAUACGUUGAAAAAGCGACAAUCGAUGCAACAGGAUUUGGCAGAAGAAGAGGUGUCACUGAGAGAAGCACGUGAUGAAGCGACUGAGAGACGUAAACAAUUGUGGCGUGAGGAAGCAAGAUUGGAAUCGACCCUCAAGAACUGCAAUGAGGAAGUACGCAAAGCACAACGCAUCUUAUCAUCGACCAUCGACAAGAACACAGCCAAUGGACUUGAAGCUGUAUCCAACAUCACAAAGUCGCUCCAUUUGGAAGGGGUCUAUGGACCUAUUUUCGAAUUGUUUGAUGUGGAUGAUCGACUCAAGACGGCUAUUGAGGUGGCAGCAGGAUCGAGCCUUUUCCAUGUGGUAGUUGAUACGGAUGAAACAGCCACGCGCUUGCUUGAAGUGAUGAAUGAGCAAAAAGCCGGCCGCGUUACAUUUAUUCCUUUGAAUCGUAUCAAGAGCCGUGUUGCUGAGUUUCCUACUUCGAAUGAUGUGAUUCCUGCACUUGACAAGAUUCAAUACGAUGCCCGUUUCCAAAAGGCCUUUGAGCAAAUCUUUGGCAAUGUUGCUAUUUGCCCUAAUCUCGAGGUGGCUGCCAGCUAUUCAAAGUCGCACAAUCUUAGCGUGGUGACCUUGGAGGGUGAUCGAGUGGAUCGUCGUGGUGCGCUCUUUGGUGGUUAUGUUGACUUGCAACACUCACGGUUGGAUGCUGCCAAAAAGUUGAGAACAUGGCAGACGAAGCUCACUGAAGAGACAAAGCGUGGUCAAGAUAUCAAGCAAGAAAUUGCCAAAUUGGAUCAACAAGUAACCGACAUCUUGAGCAAGUUGCAAGUCGUAGAGUCGAAAAAGAAGCAGCUGCAACUCCAGGGCGAUACCAGCAGUUAUGAAUCCCGAUUACGCAAAGAGGAAGAUGCUAUCAAACAACUCAUUGAUGCAAAGGAAAAAUCACUCGAGGAUAUCCGUGCCAAUGCAGCAUCAUUGCAACAACAAAUCGAGAGCUACCAAUCAGAACUUGCAUGCGAGCCAUCGCAUACCUUAUCUUCUGAGGAGCAAGCACUAUUGACACAAAACAGUCAACAAAUUGAGCAAAUGAAGCAGCGUCUUGUGGAAAUCUCUUCUGCCAAAGCUGAAGCAUCUCAUGAACUCAACACGCUCAAGGAUCGUUUGGAGAAUGAUUUGAAACGACGACGUGAGGAGCUGGCCUCCAAGAAGGAACGUGCCACUGCUGAUAGUAGCAGCAAUGAACUUGCUCGUCGACAAAAGGAGGAGAAGCGGUUGGCAAAGAAACAAGGACGUUUGACAAAGAGGAUAGCAGAACUUGAUACUGAAAUUGAUAAGCAGCAAGAAGAGCUUCAAAGACAAGAACAAGCUUUGGAUCAGCUGCAGACCGAGCAAACCAACCUCUCUCAAAGCAUCAGCAAAUAUGAAAAGAACCUUGAACGAUGUCUCUUGCGACGCUCUUUGCUCUUGCAACGUAAGGAAGAGGUCAACAGCAAUAUCAGAGAAUUGGGUGUCCUUCCUGAAGAUGCAUUUGAAAAGUAUUCGAGUUACAGUGUAAACAAGCUUUUACGACGAUUGCAUCGAGCCAACGAACAAUUACAACAAUAUGGUCACGUCAACAAAAAAGCAUUUGAGCAAUAUGGUAUCUUCACCAAGCAAAGAGAUCAGCUGACAACCCGAAAGGAAGAGUUGGACACGACUGCUGAGUCGAUCCGAGGUCUUGUGGAUUCGCUCGAUAGACGAAAGGACGAGGCUAUUGAACGCACUUUCCAGCAAGUGGCCAACAAUUUUGCUGAGAUUUUUGAAACGUUGGUGCCAGCAGGUCGAGGUGAAUUGGUGAUUGAACGUAAACCAUCAGCGGCGGCGGCAUCGGAUGAAGCCAUGGAUGUUGAUGAUGGCGGCGAGGCCACCACGAGUGAAGAAAGUUACACAGGCGUUUCUAUUAAGGUGUCAUUCAAUAGCAAAUCAGAUGAAGGCAUGAUUAUGCAACAAUUGUCGGGUGGUCAAAAGUCACUUGUUGCUUUGGCAUUGAUCUUUGCGAUUCAAAAGUGUGAUCCAGCACCCUUUUAUUUGUUUGAUGAAAUUGAUGCCAACUUGGAUGCUCAAUACAGAACAGCUGUGGCAGAAAUGAUUCAUCAAAUGUCAACCCAUGGACAAUUCAUCACUACCACUUUCCGACCCGAGCUACUUGCCAAUGCAGACCAAUUCUAUGGCGUCACAUUCCAGGGCAAGGUCUCUCGAAUCCAUGAGAUUUCAAAGGAGAAUGCAUUAGGCUUUGUGGAACAGGAACAAGCGCAUUAA
This is a messenger RNA of Lichtheimia ornata, 3597 nucleotides long. RefSeq lists its product as uncharacterized. Gene Ontology annotation, cellular component: chromosome. The record is from RefSeq and is a predicted model, not a curated record. NCBI's taxonomy places the organism in Eukaryota, Fungi, Mucoromycota, Mucoromycetes, Mucorales, Lichtheimiaceae. Bases 1 to 3597 code for a protein of 1198 amino acids. Gene Ontology annotation, molecular function: protein binding; cohesin loader activity; double-stranded DNA binding. Gene Ontology annotation, biological process: mitotic sister chromatid cohesion. The transcript is spliced from 20 exons.